This is a messenger RNA of Onychostoma macrolepis, 784 nucleotides long. It is a transcript of the gene tmem243a, whose product is annotated as transmembrane protein 243, mitochondrial a. The record is from RefSeq and is a predicted model, not a curated record. NCBI's taxonomy places the organism in Eukaryota, Metazoa, Chordata, Actinopteri, Cypriniformes, Cyprinidae.
AUGACAGUUAAAGUGAAGGUGGUUUGUUCAGUGUUACGCAUCUGAAGGAAUGAGAAAGUGCUUUCAGGCCUGAUCAUGAGUGCAGGAGGCGAGGCAGGGUUCAGAGAUGAUCCGCUCCUCAUGACCACAAACCCUCUCAGUCCCACCGGCAACAUGGAUGAUUUCAGGACGCGCAUCAGUGGCGCAGACAACGCGCUGUUUGGAGAGACUUUAACUCGGCACACAGCAGUUAAUCUGGCUAUUGGUGGACUCACAUCUCUGUUUGUCCUAGUAACUGUCAUCAGUUCUUUUGUCUUCCCUACACCUCCUCCGACAGCAUUAAAUAUUUUCUUUGUGGUCUGCAUCAUCAUGAUCUGUUCUUCUCUAUUGGUGCUGAUAUUCUGGUAUCGUCAAGGUGAUCUGGAUCCAAAGUUUUGUGGUCUGAUUUAUUAUUCCGUAGGUCUCAUUAUCCUCCUCUGUCUGUGUGCCAAUCUGUACUUCCAUGAUGUCGGACGAUGACGUGAUUCAGACACACCACUUGACCUUCAUUAUUCUGUCAAGCAAGCACAAUAAAAAGUGAUUUUAUUUGUCAGAAGCUGAGCCUCACAGUUUUGAUUGUGUGCACAGGUGAUAAGAUGCUUGUUGAAAUCUAUUAGUUUUUAUUUAAAUAUUUGGACUUUUUGAAUUUAUUUUAUUUUUUAUUUUUUUGUCAAAGCUGAAUAUUUAUAUGCUGAAUAUUUUUGUACAUUAUUUUCUGUUGCUGUCAUGAGUCAGUCAUUCUAAAUAAAGCAGCAUUUCAGUUAGU